GGCACCGCCAACCCCUGCUUCCACCAGCCGCGGGGCCUCUCAUGCGACAGCCAAAAAAGGACAGCUCGACCUGGAAGGCCAAGGUGGGACCCCUCUGUUAUUAAGAGAGGACACUUUCUGGUUCUUCUGAUUGAUUGUGACCAGCACCAGUCAGCUAUAACACUCAAAUCCCCGGUGAUGAUCUCGAGGACGACUUCUAGAACCCACGCUUCGCCCAGCUCAAAACACUCCUCGAUCGAUCGAUCCACAAUUAUCACCCCCUAGUGCCGGCCCCGUAUCAGCAGCAAGCAACUUACAUACCGAACGAAGCUCGCCAACAAGCCAAGCACCUGACCGAACGACUCGAGCAUUGAACCGCCGAUUUCCCAUCCAGCUCCCGUCCCGAGACUGACAACAUGGCCGAGUUCGGCAUGUACCACGCCCUGGGUCAGGGGGAGAACAUCGAUCCCAACGAUCCCCAUCGUCGAACCCAACCAGCCGCUCCUCAGUUCCAACCACCAGUUGCCCCGAACCCCUACCAGCCCCAGGCCUCCUCCCCAUAUGGUGCGCCAACACCUCCGGCACAGCAGCCGUACUACGGCACCCCUUCCCCAGCCGGUGUUCCCCCCCCGCCUCAGCUUCCGGGAUAUGGAGCUCCCCCAGCAGGAGAGCCAGGUUAUUUCCAGGGUCAGCAAUCUCCUGCCGAUGAUGGUGGUUUGGCCGCUCAGAUGGGAGGAAUGAGCCUGGGUCCUGAUGCGGGCCACGGUGCGGCGAGGAGGAAGAAGAAGGAUCGCCAUGCCUACCAUCAGGUCGAGGCCGUGGGAUCAUCACAGCCCUUCAAUGGCAUUCCUCCAGCUGGAACACCUGCUACAGCCUUCCUCAACGCCGAGCCCUCGGCAGCCGGUGCUCGCUAUGGUGGCUCUCAGUUCCCAGCGCCAGUAAGCCCAGGCUUCAAUCCUGUUCCGGCUUCACCCGCCGAGUUUGCGGCGAGGGGUGGCGGCUUUGGUGAUGCCACUGCCUCCGCCACCAUGGUUUCUAGCGGGGGCCAGGACAGAGUAUCUCCUGACGAGAUGCCAAGUGUGCCCCUUUCCCGGGACUCGGUCCAGCAAUACUUCCUCACCAACGUCUAUCCUACCUUUGAGCGCCUGGUUCCCCCUCCCGCCACCACCUCCUUCGUCGCCUUUGACCAAGGAAACUCAUCCCCCAAGUUUGCCCGUCUGAGUUUGACCAACAUUCCCGCCACGGCCGAAGGACUGAAGAGCACAGCACUGCCUCUGGGUCUUGUGUUGCAGCCUCUUGCCCCUCUCCAAGCCGGCGAGCUGCCGAUUCCCGUCUUGGACUUUGGUGAUGCCGGCCCGCCCCGCUGCCACAGAUGCCGUGCUUACAUCAACCCCUUCAUGAUCUUCCGCUCCGGCGGCAACAAGUUUGUGUGCAACCUGUGCAACUAUGCCAACGACACCCCUCCCGAAUACUUCUGUGCCACCAGUCCCCAGGGUGUUCGCGUGGACCGCGACCAGCGCCCAGAGCUUAUGCGGGGCACCGUGGAGUUUGUGGUGCCCAAGGAGUAUUGGACCAGGGAGCCAGUUGGUCUCCGUUACGUUUUCGUCAUUGACGUCACCCAGGAAUCUUUCAACAAGGGCUACUUGGAGGCCUUUUGCGAGGGCAUUCUCCGUGCUCUGUAUGCUCCCGAGGAUGACGAGGAGAAGGAUGAGAAUGGAGAGGUGAAGAGGAGGAUACCGGUGGGCGCCAAGGUUGGCUUCGUGACUUACGACAAGGAGGUUCACUUUUACAAUGUGAGCCCGUCGCUGGAGCAGGCUCAGAUGAUGAUUAUGCCGGACAUUGAGGAUCCUUUUGUUCCGCUCAGCGAGGGCUUGUUUGUGGAUCCUUAUGAGUCCAAGACGGUCAUCACGUCUCUUUUGACGAGGCUGCCGCAGAUGUUUUCGGACAUCAAGAACCCGGAGCCGGCGCUGCUUUCUACCCUGAACGCGGUUGUGGGUGCGCUGGAAAAGACUGGUGGCAAGAUUUUCUGCUCGUUGGCUGCGCUGCCUACUUGGGGUCCUGGACGUUUGUUCAUGAGGGAUGAUGGAAAGCAUCCUAAUGGUGAGCCGGACAAGAAGUUGUUUAGCACGGAGCACCCGGCCUGGAGGAAAUUGGCCGAGAAGCUGGUUUCUAUUGGUGCUGGUGUUGACUUUUUUAUGGCGUCGCCUUCCGGGGGUUAUCUUGAUAUUGCCACUGUUGGCUAUGUGUCUGCCACCACUGGCGGCGAGACCUUCUUCUACCCCAACUUCAUUGCUGGCAGGGACAACACCAAGCUUUCCCUUGAGAUCAAACACGCCGUAACCCGUGAGACGGGCUACCAGGCCCUCAUGAAGGUCAGGUGCUCCAAUGGCCUUCAGGUAUCGGCCUAUCAUGGCAACUUCAUCCAGCACACAUUUGGCGCCGACCUGGAGAUCGGUGUGAUUGAUGCCGACAAAGCCCUUGGUGUCACCUUUGGCUACGACGGCAAGCUCGACUCCAAACUGGACGCCCACUUCCAGGCUGCCCUUCUUUACACCACCGCCUCCGGCCAGCGCAGAGUCCGCUGCUUGAACGUCAUCGCUGGUGUUAGCGAACAGGCGAGAGAUAGCAUCAAGUUUAUUGACCAGGAUGCUGUCUACACUAUUCUUGCAAAGGAAGCCUCCACCAAGCUUGCUUCUACUAGCAGUAGUCUGAAGGACAUCCGGGCGGGUCUUACGGAGAAGACGAUUGAUGUCUUGGCCAUGUACCGCAAGAAUUUCCUGGCUCAGGCGCAUCCACCCGGACAGCUGGUUAUGCCGGAGAGGUUGAAGGAGUUUGCGAUGUACAUGCUUGGCAUGAUCAAAUCCCGUGCUUUCAAGGGCGGUAAUGAAACAUCUGACCGGAGGGUGCACGAGAUGAGGAUGAUUCGCUCCAUGGGCUGCCUGGAACUGUCUCUCUACCUCUACCCGAGGAUGAUACCCAUUCACAACCUCGCUCCCGAAGAUGGCUUCCCCGACCCCGCCACCGGCCACCUCAAGAUGCCCCCUUCCACCCGCACCACCUUCUCUCGUGUCGAACCCGGGGGUGUGUACAUUGUGGACAAUGGCCAGCAGCUCCUCAUCUGGUUCCACGCCCAGACGAGCCCGAACCUGAUUGAGGACUUGUUUGGGCCUGGAAUGGACGAGCUGAGGAAGCUGGACGCGUACACGAGCCAGCUGCCGGUAUUGGAGACGCACUUGAAUGCGCAGGUGAGGAAUAUUUUGGAGUGGUUGAGGGGGAUGAGGGGAAGCAAGGGGUUGACGGUGCAGCUGGCGAGGCAGGGGUUGGACGGGGCCGAGUACGAGUUUGCGAGGUUGCUGGUGGAGGAUAGGAACAAUGAGGCGCAGGGUUAUGUGGAUUGGUUGGUGGCGGUGCACAGGGGGGUGCAGCUUGAGGUGAGUAAGGGGACGAGGUUGAAGUGAUCAUGUCAGUGUGAUUUGACAGGGUUGUGACGUGAGGGGGGGGGGAUGUGUGUGCUGACGAAAAGUGAUUUAUAGUUGACCGGUCAGAGGAAGAGGGAGGAUAAGGAUGGG
Podospora pseudopauciseta is the source of this 3548-nucleotide messenger RNA. RefSeq names its product COPII coat Sec23p-Sfb3p heterodimer component (gene SFB3). Gene Ontology annotation, biological process: intracellular protein transport; COPII-coated vesicle cargo loading; endoplasmic reticulum to Golgi vesicle-mediated transport. Gene Ontology annotation, molecular function: zinc ion binding; SNARE binding. Bases 396 to 3437 code for a protein of 1013 amino acids. Gene Ontology annotation, cellular component: COPII vesicle coat; endoplasmic reticulum exit site. The transcript is spliced from 2 exons. NCBI's taxonomy places the organism in Eukaryota, Fungi, Ascomycota, Sordariomycetes, Sordariales, Podosporaceae. The record is from RefSeq and is a predicted model, not a curated record.